This is a messenger RNA of Acinonyx jubatus (cheetah), 5242 nucleotides long. RefSeq names its product retrotransposon Gag like 9 (gene RTL9). The transcript has 2 exons. NCBI's taxonomy places the organism in Eukaryota, Metazoa, Chordata, Mammalia, Carnivora, Felidae. The record is from RefSeq and is a predicted model, not a curated record. Bases 67 to 4257 code for a protein of 1396 amino acids.
UUUGGGCUUCGGCAAGACUCCUCCAUAUCAUCACUUUAGGGGCACUCUCCGCACCAUUUGGGGGCCAUGGCAGAUAUGUCAAUACCUUUCCACUCCCUCCGAUUCGACAAUACGCUGAGGGAGGAAAAUGGUGACCCCCAAAACAGCGGGAUGACCUUCGCUGGACCAGUAAUGGAGACCAGAGCAGAGGUCCAAGUUUUACAUUCUCACGUACAGCCUAUAGUCUCCACUUCAGCGUCCGACCCUGAAGGGAUGUCUGCACAGCUGAUGACAUCCCCAGCCUUUGAUACCACGUCUGCACCUGUAACGGAAGCACCAGACUCUGGAGCACUGUCGCCGUCACUAAUGCCAGGCUCCGACUCUGGGGCACUGUCCCCACUGCUAAUGGCAGCUCCAGAUUCAGAAGCACUGUCCCCAUUGCUGAUGCCAGCCUCAGAUUCUGGAACACUGUCCCCAUUGCUGUCCACUUCAGACUAUGGAUUAAUAUCCCCAGGGUUGAUGACAAUUCCUGACUUUGGGACAAUGUCUGCAGCACUAAUGGCAGCACCACAUUCUGCAGAGAUAUCACCAUUGGCAAUGCCAGCUUCGUCCUCUGGAGCAAUGUCUACACCUAUAGUGAGCACUUCAUCCUCUGAAGCAACACCCACACCGUUGAUGCUGGCCCCAGAUCCUGGAGAGAUAUCCCCACUCCUGAUGCCCGACAUAAACCCUGGAGUGACGUCCACACAGCCAAUGCCAGCUCCAGGCUCUGAAGCAAUGUCACCUCUGCAAAUUACAGAUGAAGACACUGAAGCGAUGUCUCAAGUUCUAAUGACUGCUCUGGCCUCUGGAGAGAUAUCUUCACUGCUAAUGUCAGGCACAGACUCUGAAGCGAUAUCUUCACUGAUAAUGUCAGCCCUCGCUUCUGAAACAACGUCAACCCAGCCAAUGAGCACCCAAGACUCUGGGGAAGUGUCCACCCAGCUAAUGUCAGGCUCAGAUUCCGGAGUCGUGUCUUCACUGCUAGUGUCGGCUCCAGGUUCUGGAGCAAUGUCCACACCACUCCUAUCAGCUCCAGAUACCAGAGAAGUGUCCACGUUGCCAAAGCCAGCUCCGGAUGCUGAAGCAGUGUCCCCACUGCUAAUGACAGCCCUAACCUCUGGAGUGAUUCCCACCCAGCUGAUGUCAGCCCAAGACUCGGGACUGAUGUCCCCACAGUUCACACAGAAUCUAGACUCUCAAAUCAUGUCUACUCCACCAAUGAGAACGACAGCCUCUGGGGGGUCGUCCACAGCGCCAGCGAGAGCCCCUGACCCUGGAGCAAUGUCCAUACCGCAGAUGAGACCUCUGGCCUCUGGCAAUAUGGCUACAUUGCUAAAGACCGUUCCAGACUCUGGAACAUUGUCCACCCCACUGAUGACGGUCACAACUUCUGGAGCAAUGUCCACUGAGAAAAUGUCAACCACAGCCUCUAGAGUAAUGUCCUCACAGUUAACGAUGACCAGAACUUCUGGAGCAAUGUCUACAGGCUUUGUGAAAGCCACAGCCUCUGGGACAAUGUCCACCCUGCGAAUGAGACCCCUGGCCUCUGCGAUGACGUCUGCACCACUAAGGAGAACCCCAGCCUUUGGAGCAAUGUCCACACAGCCAGUUACAGCCCAAGCCUCUGAAACAAUGACCACACUACAACUGUCAUCCCCAGCCUCUGGGUCAAUGUCUACACUGCAGUUGAGAGCCCCUGUCUCUGGAGCGAUGUCUAUGUCACAAAGGAGAGCCACAGCCUCAGGAGUGACAGCUGUACCACAGUUGAGAGCCUCAGCCUCUGGAGCAAUGUCCACCCCACUGAUGACAGCCAAAGCCUCUGGAGCAAUGUCUACACUGGUAAUGAGAGACAGGGCCCCAGGAGUGAUGUCCUUGCCGCAAAUGAGAGCUACGGCCUCGGGAGCAUUGUCCAAGCCACUAAUGACAUCCAAAGCCUCAGAAGCCAUGUUCAUGCAGCAAAUGACAGCCACAGCUUCUGGAGAGAUAGCCACAAUGCUAAUGAGAGACACAGCUUCUGGAGCUAUGUCCAUGCGGCAGAUGACAGACACUGCCUCUGCAGGGAUGUCCACACCACUAAUGAGAGCCCCAGCCUCUGGAGACAUGUCCACACCACAAAUGACAGCUGCAGCUUCUGGAACUGUGUCCAUGCCUCUAAUGGGAGCCCCAGACCCCGGAGCAAUGCCCACAGUGUUAAUGAGAGCCACAGCCUCUGGAAAGGUGCCCAGUCAGCCACUGAGCACCCAAGACUCUGGAGGGAUGUCCAUGUCUUUCAUGAGAUCCAGGAUCUCAGGAGGGAUGUCCCCACUGGAGAUGCAAACCCCAGCCUCUGAAAUGAUGUCCCCACCAAAAAUGAGAGCCCCGGCCUCUGGGGUGAUAUCCACACCACUAAUGAGAGCCCCAGACCCUGGAGAGAUGUCUGCACUGUUCACAAGAGCUUCAUCCUCUGGACAGAUGUCCCCACCACUAAUGAGAACCCCAGUUUCUGGAGAGAUAGCCACAUCCCUGAGAGUCCCAGCUUAUGGGACAAUGUCUACUCCACACAUGACAGCUACAGCCUCUGGAAUGAUGCCCAUGCCACAGAUGAGGGCUCCAGUGUCUGGAGCAAAGCCCACACCACUAAUGAGAUCCACAGCUCCUGGAGCGAUGUCCAUGCUUCACGUGACAGCCACGGCCUCUGGAGGGGUAUCUGUGCCACUGGUGAGAAGCCCAGCCUCUGGAGCAACGUCCACACCACAAAUGAUGCCCACAGCUUCAGGAGAGAUGUACACACUACCAAUGCGAGCCCCAGCCUCUGGAGUAAUGUCCCCGCCACUAGCAAGAGCCCCAGUCUCUGGAAUGACGUCCACACCACUAUGGAGACCUUCAGCCUCCGAAGCCAUAUCCACAGAGUUAUCGAGAGGUCCAGUGUCUGGAAAGAUGUCCACCGCACAAAUGACAGCCAUGGCCUCUGGAGGGAUGUCCAAGCCAUUAAUGAGAGCCACAGCCUCUGGAACAAUGCCCAUGCCAUUGAUGUCAGCCAUGGCUUCUGGAGACAUGUCUGUGCCGCUAAUGAAAAGCAUGGCCUCUGGGGCAGUGUUCACACUGCAAACGAGAGUCACGAGUUCUGGAUCUAUGUCCUUGCCACAUACAACAUACACAACUUCUGGAGGGAUGCCUGCACCGCCAGUGAGAGCCUCAGCUUCUGGAAUGAUGUCCAUGCCACUUCUGAGAGCCACAGCCUCUGGAGGGAUGGCCAUGCCACAAAUGACAGCCAUGGCCUCUGGAGGGGUGUCCAUGCCGCCAAUGAGGACCCCAGUCCCAGGAACCAUGUCCACACCACAAGUGGCAGCCACACCCUCUGGAAUGAUGUCCACUCUGGAAAUCAAAGCCACAGACUUUGGAGAAACAUCUGCCUCUCACAGCAAUGUCACAGCCUCUGGAUCAAAGUCCACACCACACAUGGCUGCCCCAGCCGCUGAAACAAUGAACCCACCACCAAAGGAAGUCCCAUCCUUUGGCAUGCUGACCCCAGCACUCUGUUACCUCUUAGAGGAACAGGAAGCAGCCCGGGGUUCAUGCUCUGUGGAGGAGGAGAUGGAGAUUGAUGAGGAGAAGCAAAUGAAGGGCUUUUUGAAUGACUCAGAAAAAAUGGCGUUUCUGGUGUCUCUUCAUCUGGGGGCAGCAGAGAGGUGGUCCAUCUUGCAGAUGGAGGUAGGAAACCCCCUCUCAGAUGAAAAUAAAUCUUUCCUGAGCAGAUCACAGGGCUUAUAUGACUCCCUAUCCGAGAUAGACAUCCUCAGUGCUGUUCUUUGCCACCCCAAGCAGGGCCAGAAGUCAGUCAGGCAAUAUGCCACCGACUUCCUGCUGCUGGCCCGACAUUUGUCUUGGUCUGAUGCCAUUCUACGGACCAGGUUUCUGGAAGGGCUCUCGGAAGCUGUUACCACCAAAAUGGGCCGGAUCUUCCUGAAGGUGGCCGGCAGCCUAAAGGAGCUGAUAGACAGGUCUCUCUACACUGAGUGCCAGCUGGCUGAAGAGAAGGAUUCCCCGGGCAGGUCAAGCCAGGUUCUGCUGUCAGCCUGUAAGCGGAAUAAUGAGGAGGCGAUGGAGAAUGAACUGAACUCUUAUCAGCAGACUGAGGAGCACCAGCAUGUUCCUAAACGCUGUUACUACCUGAAAGAGCAUGGAGACCCUCAAGAGGGUCUGCAUGACCACCUCCGACAGAGCACAGGCCAUCACAAGGCCCCCACCAACAAGUAAUUCUUUCUGGAAUCUUCUACUGUGAUGUCUGACUCCGCUGCUAACUUGAGGACUGGUUCCUGGACCCAUUCCAUUCAAUUACAUCAUAAACCUUGUGGCCUUCCCCCUACAGCCUCCCCCUCCAGGCACAUCCCACCUAACUCCGAGUUGGUUGACUUGACCUUCUCUUUUACCCGACAUGCCUGUGACCUGCCCUGACAAUCAGAGUGUGGACUUCAAGAGUGUUUGGUGUAUGAGGUUUUGAACUCCUAUCGCCGUGGAGGCCAGUCCUAGUUCCUGGUCCAGGGAGAAGUCUAGGCAGGAGAAACUGUGUCCUACCUCAAAAACACCUAGAGUGUCUUGCCACAUGUCAUCAGGCAAACGUGAGGAUGCCCUGGUCCCAUUUCACCUGGCAAGGGAGCCUAUAAGGAGAGUGAUGCCCACUCCCAAACCACCCUUUUCAUAUGCCCCAACUCAUAGCACCUAAAAUGGGUCUCCAGGGCCCUUGCGCUGUUUAUAGUCUCCAUCCUGAACCAUUCGUUUUGACCCAUGGUAGUAAUCAUAGUAAUGGCUAACACUUAUUGAUUAUGUAUUAUGUGACAGGUAUUGGGCUAAACUCUUGACAAGCACCGUCUCACUACCUUCUUAUCAUAACCCAACUUGUUCUUGUGUUGUCAGCUUCUGACUUCUGAUCUUUUCUCUCUGGCCCUUGUUUUCUUCCUCAGUGUCAAAUCGCUAGCUCUGACUUCUUGGUGGCCCCCUUAGUAAUAAUUGCCCCUGCUCCCCAUGGCUAUUGUGGCUAUUUGUGGCCAACACUCUUGAUAAAGGUCUUGCUCUUUAAACAGGCAUAAAUAGUUAGAAUAUAAUAUGAGCAGUGUUUGCCUUCAGGUGGUGGGAUUGUGGGUGUUUUUACCUUCUUCUUUCUACUUCUCUGUACUUUCCAGAGUCUCUGCAGUAAGCAUGUGUUACAUUUGUAAUCACAAAAGUAAAUAAAGUUCAUUUAUGA